CCCUCACUCUCCCUUAAGCAAAGCGACAAUGGCGACUUCCCUGCUUUCACUCUCCUUUUUCCUUAUCUCUUUCCCCUUUCUCCCCAUCCAAACAAUACUUUCUUCUUCGACAGAUGCCUUCGUCUUCGGGGGCUGCACCCAACAAAAAUACACACCCGACUCACCCUACAAGUCCAACCUCAACUCGCUGCUCACUUCCCUGGUUAACUCAGCCACUUACUCUUCCUACAACAACUUCACCAUCAUGGGUUCCAGUCCCCAAGAUGUCGUCUACGGCCUUUACCAGUGUCGCGGGGAUCUUUCGAUGCCGGAUUGCGCCACCUGCGUCGCCCGCGCCGUGUCGCAAACCGGGUCCUUAUGCCCCAGCGCGUGCGGUGGCGCGGUCCAGCUGCAAGGCUGCUACGUCAAGUACGACAACGCCACGUUCCUGGGAGUUGAAGAUAAGAAUGUGGUGACGAAGAAGUGUGGGCCGUCGGUGGAGUAUGAGAAGGAGUCGGAGAUUGUGGGGCGGAGAGAUGCAAUGAUGGCGGUGUUGGAGGGCGGAGGAGGGUUGCUCAGAGUAGGUGGGUCGGGGGAAGUUCAGGGUUUGGCCCAAUGCGUGGGGGAUCUCAGCUUAGCUGAGUGCCAGGAUUGUUUGUCGGCCGCCAUCCAACGGCUGAAAGCAGAAUGCGGCGCCGGUGCUUAUGGUGAUAUGUAUUUAGGCAAGUGUUAUGCUACGUUCACCACUUCUGACUCUCGAGGUGAUGAUCACUAUUAUCCCAAAUCCCAUAAUGAUAAAUCUAGGAUGGACGGUGAGAAGACAUUUGCAAUUAUCAUUGGAUUAUUGGCUGGGAUCGCUCUGCUCAUAAUUUUCCUUGCUUUCCUAAGAAAAGUGGUGGACCGAAAUGGUAAAUAAGAGUCCAACUUUUCCCCAGAAUUGAUUUGCUUUUAUUCUUUUUUUGCUUUACUUUUUCAUUCAUGAUGUCCGACUUUUUUUUUUCUUCCAAAAAGAGAGCGUGCACAAUGCAAAGUUAUAAAGGAAAAAAGAGCUAAGAUUCCACUUCACAAAGCUGGCUUUUUCUUGUAUUGUCUUAAUGUCAAGAAAGCAUUGCUGUUGUUGAUGUAAAUGGUGUUUUUUUUGUGAUUUUGUUUGUGCAUGUAUUCAUCUUUUUCCUUACUUUGCCC
Hibiscus syriacus is the source of this 1164-nucleotide messenger RNA. RefSeq names its product plasmodesmata-located protein 7-like. NCBI's taxonomy places the organism in Eukaryota, Viridiplantae, Streptophyta, Magnoliopsida, Malvales, Malvaceae. Gene Ontology annotation, cellular component: plasmodesma. The coding region runs from base 29 to 895 and encodes 288 amino acids. The record is from RefSeq and is a predicted model, not a curated record. The transcript is spliced from 3 exons.